CUCCGUGGACGUCACAUGACAGGAAGUAGCCUAGAAGCGGAAGUGGCGAGUGUUGGUGGAGGAGGCGGCGGCAACGCGGACCAGGAGGCUGGUGUCGUGGAAUCGGGAAGAACUGGCAGCAAGAUGAAGGUGAAGAUGCUGAGCCGGAACCCGGACAACUAUGUUCGCGAAACCAAAUUGGACUUACAGAGAGUUCCAAGAAACUAUGAUCCUACCUUACAUCCUUUUGAGGUCCCACGAGAAUAUGUAAGAGCUUUAAAUGCUACCAAACUGGAACGUGUGUUUGCAAAACCAUUCCUUGCUUCCCUGGAUGGUCACCGCGACGGAGUCAGUUGCUUGGCAAAGCAUCCAGGAAGUCUGGCGACUGUCCUUUCUGGGGCGUGUGAUGGAGAGGUUAGAAUUUGGAACUUGACUAAACGAAAAUGUAUUCGUACGAUACAAGCACAUGAAGGUUUUGUACGAGGAAUAUGUACUCGCUUUUGUGGGACCUCUUUUUUUACUGUUGGUGAUGACAAAACUGUGAAGCAAUGGAAAAUGGAUGGUCCAAGCUACGGAGAAGAGGAGGAACCGUUGCAUACAAUAUUAGGAAAGACAGUAUAUACAGGAAUUGAUCAUCACUGGAAAGAAGCUGUUUUUGCCACAUGUGGACAGCAAGUAGACAUUUGGGAUGAACAAAGAACCAAUCCUAUAUGUUCAAUGACUUGGGGAUUUGACAGUAUAAGCAGUGUUAAAUUUAACCCAAUUGAGACAUUUCUCUUGGGAAGUUGUGCUUCUGACAGGAAUAUAGUACUGUAUGAUAUGAGGCAAGCUACUCCUCUGAAAAAGGUCAUCUUAGAUAUGAGAACAAAUACAAUUUGCUGGAACCCUAUGGAAGCUUUCAUUUUUACUGCAGCAAAUGAAGAUUACAACUUAUAUACUUUUGAUAUGCGUUCCCUGGACACUCCCGUAAUGGUACAUAUGGAUCACGUGUCUGCUGUGCUUGAUGUGGAUUACUCUCCCACUGGGAAAGAGUUUGUGUCUGCUAGUUUUGAUAAAUCUAUUCGAAUCUUUCCUGUGGAUAAAAGUAGAAGCAGGGAAGUCUAUCACACAAAGAGAAUGCAGCAUGUCAUCUGUGUAAAAUGGACUUCUGACAGCAAGUACAUUAUGUGUGGAUCUGAUGAAAUGAACAUUCGUCUGUGGAAAGCUAAUGCUUCUGAAAAGUUGGGUGUGCUUACAUCCCGAGAAAAAGCAGCCACCGAUUAUAACCAGAGGUUAAAAGAGAAAUUUCAACAUCAUCCUCACAUAAAACGUAUUUCGCGUCACCGACACCUACCAAAAUCUAUCUACAGCCAGAUUCAGGAACAGCGCAUCAUGAAAGAAGCUCGUCGACGAAAGGAACUGAAUCGUAUCAAACAUAGCAAGCCUGGAUCUGUGCAGGUUGUGUCAGAGAAGAAGAAACACAUAGUGGCAGUUGUGAAAUAAUAUUUGUUAUUCCUACCAAUACUGCUGUAUAAUCAUUUGUUAUGUUUUGAUUUGUGAACUCUACAAAUAAAAGUGCUGGCUCUAGUAUAACAGCAAAUGUUUUAGUUAUGUAUGUGUAGAGCUUAAUCAUUGCACAUUUUUACUAGCCUGAAAAAUUAUCAUUAACGAAGUGACCUGGUGGAUAAGACUAUCCAACAUUUUGUCCUUGAUCUUCUUUCUUGACUUCAUAGAAGAA
Hippopotamus amphibius kiboko is the source of this 1696-nucleotide messenger RNA. RefSeq names its product DDB1 and CUL4 associated factor 13 (gene DCAF13). Gene Ontology annotation, cellular component: small-subunit processome; nucleolus. Gene Ontology annotation, molecular function: protein binding. The transcript has 11 exons. The coding region runs from base 16 to 1461 and encodes 481 amino acids. NCBI's taxonomy places the organism in Eukaryota, Metazoa, Chordata, Mammalia, Artiodactyla, Hippopotamidae. Gene Ontology annotation, biological process: maturation of SSU-rRNA from tricistronic rRNA transcript (SSU-rRNA, 5.8S rRNA, LSU-rRNA). The record is from RefSeq and is a predicted model, not a curated record.